AACGAGACUGUACGCGAACCCUACUUACCAUAAUCGGGAACGCACGUCGGAACCGCAGGAGAAAGCAAAUCAGCGGGGAAAUGGAGGCGAGCGCGAGUAGCGAAUCGGUGGAGACGGCGUUGAUCGCCGCCCUUAACUCGAGGGGAUGGCGAUUUGCGGAGGAGAACGAGGAAAUCAGAGCUCUAAUUCGAAGUCGCCAGACCGCCGAGUCCGUGCAAUCGGAGCUCUUGAAUAUGGACAUGAGGUCAUUCGGCGGGAAGAUGCUUCCCGAUCCUUCUUCGCUCAAGAAACUGAACAAUUUAUCAGGCCCCAUGGUCUUGCAGAUAGUUUCUACCAGAGAUAUACACCGUAGCAGCAUUGAUGCUUCAUUCAAGACAACAUAUUAUGAUCGCCGUCUCCUCCGGUUCUGUCUAACAGAUGGGCACUCAGAAGUAAUAGCAAUAGAGUAUGCUCCAAUUUCAACUAUCAGUGAAGAGUUAAUCCCUGGUACUAAGAUUCGUAUGGAGAAAAGAAUACCCGUUCACAGUGGUAUACUAUGCUUAGAACCUGAUUCGAUACUUGUGAUGGGAGGUCUAGUGCAAUCUCUCCAUGAUGAAUGGCAGAUUAGUCGGAAAUAUUCAGGUUUCUCCAGAUCAUCACUCAAGUUGUCUCAGACUGAUGAUGGUACUGGUCCUCCUCCAUUUGAAAAGUUACAAAUUGCAGAAUAUGGGAGAUCUGCACAGCCACGUAAACUUCAUGUUUCUGACGAAAGACAAAGACAAGGAAAUCUAAGCCGUCAGACAGAUAGAAGGGACCUUAGCCAUGCAGAGGUAGAUAAAAUGGUAAAGAAUCCAGAAACAGGUGGAACUGAGAAUAAACCUAGUAGUUCAGAGACCAGACCAAAAGAAGUGAGUGAAGCUGUUCCAGUUCAAAACCAAGCUGCUGCACAGAAGCUUCUUCAAAAAAUGAACCAACCUGAUAACAAAGAAACGAAUCCAAGAUUUCGUAAACACAAAUUCAAAGCAAAGCAGGAGGAAGCUGUUGUCUUCACUUUAGAUGAAUGGGAAAGGACAAAAGGUAUGAAGCUGAAUCCCAUGCACAAUACUGGAAUGCAGGAUACAAUCCAUGAUGAGGAGCUUGCUCAACAGCUGCAGGACCAAUUAGAUUUUGAAGAUUCUUAUGCAAAAACUGGAGAUUCAGAAGCCGAACAGAUUAGGAGGAGCAUGUUUAGCUUUAGCGGUGCCGAAGACAUGAGUGAUGGAAGAAGGGAGUUUAGAGGACGGGGAAGAGGGAGAGGGAGAGGGAGAGGGAGAGGCAGGGGAAGAAGAUUUGGUUAACCUCCUAUUUCAUGGUAAUUUGAUUAUAGUAGAACUGAGGGAGUUUAUCGAACACAAUUAUCGAAGUAUUUGUAGUUAUUCCUAUUCUGUCAAGGACUUUGCGCAUCGUAACUGGCCGGCUUGUAUUGAUUGUUAGUUAGGCUGUGGGGUUUUGCAUUUGAUUUUGUAGACAAUGCCUGCUGUUCACCUGCCUGCUUUGAGGUUGACUAGGGUUGUGCAUAUCGAAGAGCUGCUAUGAUAAAAUUAGCAGAUCAUUGAUGCUUUUAACAUCAGGUUCCUCUACUAUAUCAGCUGCAUUGUUUUGAAAUUUUUCUGUUGUAUACAUCAACUAAGGAUCUAGUUUGACUUAAAUUGUUUGAGUUGGCCUUGUAUUAUCUUUUGGUCCAUCAUAAUGGUCGAUUGAUAAUCAAUCAUCAUAAUGAUUAUCAGCUUCCUUUGUUUCCGAAAGCCCUCUAUGGUAUCAACAAUAUGAAUUAUUGAACCAGAAUUAAUCGACCAAGUGCUACGAGGAGCAUUAACAAUAGAGAUUCAUGACUAUUUUUAUCAUGUAUAAUAAAGUAAAGCCCUUAAACAAUCGUUCAUGUAUCAUUUCUUUUUGCAAAAGUACUUUGUUGUUGUUAA
Molecule: messenger RNA, 1937 nt
Organism: Zingiber officinale
Lineage: Eukaryota; Viridiplantae; Streptophyta; Magnoliopsida; Zingiberales; Zingiberaceae
Product: tudor domain-containing protein 3-like
Exons: 7
Coding region: 81-1316 (411 amino acids)
Cellular component (GO): nucleus
Source: RefSeq, a predicted model, not a curated record